Messenger RNA from Serpula lacrymans var. lacrymans S7.9, 1782 nucleotides. RefSeq lists its product as uncharacterized. NCBI's taxonomy places the organism in Eukaryota, Fungi, Basidiomycota, Agaricomycetes, Boletales, Serpulaceae. The record is from RefSeq and is a predicted model, not a curated record. The coding region runs from base 1 to 1782 and encodes 593 amino acids. The transcript has 4 exons.
AUGAACCCAAGCUCCGCGCACUCGACACACUUUGGGAUCCCGCGAAGGAAUCAUCUGUUACGAGGGGUCUCAUUUGCUCUCGUGCUUUAUCUCACCCAAAGCUUUGGGCUUGAAAGCGUCGUACGUGCUCAUCCUCAGACGCGACGUAUUGGGAACAGUUCACAGUCAUAUAGUGUUCCCUUGCCGCCGCUUCUCGCAAAAAACCCUCCAGCCCCAUCGGUCAUCAGUAGUGCAGCACAGAAACUUGACAGCGUUCUAUCUUUACAAUUCAGCGCACUGAAUGAGUCUGGAGUCGAUAGCAUAAGUGUAGCCGUUGUGACAUCCAAUGGCUCUGUCUACGAAGGCUUCUGGGGCGUAAAGCGUGCUAACGAAACAGAUGCUGCACUCCGGGGCACAGUUGACAGGAAUUCCAUCUAUCGUCUUGGGUCUGGUUCGAAACUAAUUACUGCUCUCGAGACGUACAUUUUACGCAACCGAGGUGUACUGAACCUGUUUUUCAUUUCAUCCAAACUUAGCGGGGGCCAUUCGCUGACUUCUCUGUUCUUUAUAUCCGUAAUCAGGGAUGAUUCAGUUAAGAAAUAUAUACCACAGCUCACCUAUAUUCCAGAAGAGGAUCCAAUGACCUUUCGUCAGCUUAUGAGUCAUAUGUCGGGGCUAGGAAGGGACUGGCCUCCUGGCAAUACUAGCAACGCUUGGCCGAAGACGCUCGGUGGAGCAGGCCCACUAUAUUAUAAUGGCCAACCCUUUCCCACCCAUCAAGAUGUAUACGACGCCAUCGCAUACGAUCCUCUCAUUGCUCCACCAUAUACGUACCCCAUUUAUUCGAACACAGGUUACUCUCUCCUCGGCAUCACCAACGUCGCUGCCAAUGAAGCAUUUGAAGGCUCGGGUUCACCUACGACACACGCUGAGCUUGUCAAGCGCGAUAUAUUUGAUCCUCUAGGUCUCAAUGGAAGCUCCUUUUUUUUGACGGAUGUCAACAAGCCACACGUUGUCGUGGCUUCUGUGGAGACGCUUGAGGCGGAUCUAGAUUUCGGGGACGCGACAAACCCAUAUGGCGGCCAAUUCAGCUCGAUAUCUGAUCUGGUCAAAUUGAUGCAGACGUUCCUCGACCCAACCAGGCCUGAGAGUCUCAUUUCUCCAUAUACGGUAAGAGAGUGGAUGAGGCCCAUGUAUGUAUGGCCCGAUAACUCAGCUGUGGGUGCGCUUUGGGAGAUCUUCCAAGCCCAAGAUUCGUAUGGACGAGAACAACUUGUGUAUCAGAAAUCAGGAGAUUUGGUUGGAUAUCACUCAGCAUGGACGAUCAAUCCAAUCAAUUCGUAUGGUGUAAUUGUGCUCACCACUGGAAAUCUUUCGGAGCCCGUUCCUCUCACAAAUUUGGUUAUCGAACAGGUGCAGUCUGCAUUCGACACUGCACUUGAGAGCGCUACUAGCGACCUGCUGGUCGGGUCAUGGCGCUCGGACGAUGGACAAGGGGAAAUCACCAUUGUGAUCGAAGAAUGGUCUCUUUUCGUCACCAACUUCACGCUCAAUGGAACAGACGUUUUAUAUGUAAUGGAAAGUGAUGGAGAUUCAACGCAACUACCCCUCUGGUCCACCAGCGUGGACGAGUAUAAGCUCGCAGUUUCUUCUGGACAAAACGGCUGUGAAGUCUUAUGGGUCGGUCUGGAUGGAUAUGGAUAUAUCGAUGGCUACUCGGUCAACUUAUUGCGCGUUUCACGGACUGGAAACAAUACUACUCUUCUUCUUCCUGCUACUGGAACGGAGUUGAAACGCCAGUAG